Messenger RNA from Conger conger (European conger), 1432 nucleotides. RefSeq names its product nuclear receptor subfamily 6, group A, member 1a (gene nr6a1a). The transcript has 9 exons. The coding region runs from base 65 to 1432 and encodes 455 amino acids. NCBI's taxonomy places the organism in Eukaryota, Metazoa, Chordata, Actinopteri, Anguilliformes, Congridae. The record is from RefSeq and is a predicted model, not a curated record. Gene Ontology annotation, molecular function: zinc ion binding; sequence-specific DNA binding; DNA-binding transcription factor activity. Gene Ontology annotation, biological process: regulation of DNA-templated transcription.
UCUAGCAGAAUACGUGCUUGAAUGGCUGCCAGGCAACUCACUGGCAAAUAGCGAGAAGCAUGAAAUGGAUACAUGGGAAGAUGAUCAGGGUGAUCAGCGCACUUGCCUUAUCUGUGGAGACCGCGCCACAGGCCUGCACUAUGGCAUCAUUUCCUGCGAGGGCUGCAAGGGCUUCUUCAAGCGCAGCAUCUGCAACAAGCGCGUGUACCGCUGCAGCCGCGACAAGAACUGCGAGAUGUCCCGCAAGCAGCGCAACCGCUGUCAGUACUGCCGGCUGCUCAAGUGUCUGCAGAUGGGCAUGAACCGCAAAGCAAUCAGAGAGGAUGGGAUGCCCGGAGGGAGAAACAAGAGCAUCGGACCCGUCCAGAUUUCGGAUGAGGAAAUCGAGCGGAUCAUGUCGGGACAGGAGUUCAAGGAAGAGGCCAGCCUGCCGGAGCACGCCUGGAGCAAUAAUGGGGACAGCGACCACAGCUCCCCUGGCAACGGCGUCUCCGAGGGCAACCAGCCCUCCCCGGUGUCCACUCUGUCGUCCAACCGCUCUCUGGAGAUGAAUGGCUACACGGCCGCACUCAGGGACCAGUACAUGGGCACGCCGGUGCCCUCGCACUACCCGUUCCUGCCGCACCUUUUCGGCUACACCGCCCAGUCGGGCCUGCUGCCUCCCCAGCCCCGCGGUCUCUACCCCCAGUCCCAGACCCUCAUCUCCCAGCUGGUGGCGGCUGAAGACCUGGCGCCCCUGGCCACCCCCAUGCUCAUCGAGGACGGGUACAAGGUGACGCAGGUGGAGCUGUUUGCGCUGCUCUGCCGGCUGGCGGAUGAGUUGCUCUUCCGCCAGAUCUCCUGGAUCAAGAAGCUGCCGUUCUUCUGCGAGCUCUCCAUCGAGGACUACACCUGCCUUCUCAGCUCCACCUGGCAGGAGCUCAUCCUGCUGUCCUGCCUCACCAUCUACAGCACGCAGAUCUUUGGGGACCUGGCUGACGUCACCUCCAAGUACACGCCCUCCGACGAGGAGCUGCAGGGGUUCAGUGAGGAUGGCAUGGAGGUGAUGGAGAGAUUGAUAUACCUGUUCCGCAAGUUCCACCAACUGAAGAUCAGCAACGAGGAGUAUGCCUGCAUGAAAGCCAUCAACUUCCUUAACCAAGAUAUCAGAGGGCUGACCAACGUGUCCCAGUUGGAACAGCUCAACAAGCGCUACUGGUAUGUGUGCCAGGACUACACAGAGUACAAGUAUCCCCACCAGCCCAAACGCUUCCCAGAAAUCAUGAUUUGUCUGCCGGAAAUCCGCUGCAUUGCAGGCAAGCUGGUGAACGUUCCCUUGGAACAGCUCCCCCUUCUGUUCAAAGCAGUCCUGCACUCCUGCAAGUCCAGCCUCAACAACUUCAGGGCUGGGAGUUCCCCAUGCGUAACCACGGGAACGGCCCCAGGGAACUGA